This is a messenger RNA of Lecanosticta acicola, 1277 nucleotides long. NCBI's taxonomy places the organism in Eukaryota, Fungi, Ascomycota, Dothideomycetes, Mycosphaerellales, Mycosphaerellaceae. The record is from the annotation of a GenBank genome assembly.
AUGGCAGAUAUAUCGACGUGCCCUCCUCUAACCCGAGACUCCGUGAAGGCCGCGCACAAUAGAAUCGAAUCCUACGUCCACCGAACGCCCGUGGUGACCUGCGAAACCCUCAACCAGAUCGCUUGCACUCCGCAGCGCGAAAGGAAAGAUGGCCAGCCGAGAGGCGAGCCUUCGAGUGGCUCAACGAGGUUGAACGUGAAGCUCUUCUUCAAAUGUGAGAAUCAGCAGAGGAUAGGCGCUUUCAAAGCAAGAGGAGCGUUUCAUGCAUUGCGACGGUUGAUUGAAGAGGAGGGAUUGGAGAAUGUUCGGCGGAAGGGUGUGGUUACGCAUAGUAGCGGUAAGGACAUGGGGCAAAAGGAAUGCCAUACGAUGCUGUUGCUGAGUAUUUGUUGGUACAUGUAGGCAACCAUGCGCAAGCCCUAGCCUUGGCAGCCAAAACCCACGGCGUCCCAGCACACAUCGUGAUGCCUACGAUUUCCACCCCGUCCAAGAUCGCCGGAACGCAGAGCUGGGGCGCGAAUGUGAUCUUUUCGGGUUCGACGAGUGAUGAGCGGGAAGCUGUGGUGAGGGAUGUCAUCGAGAAGACGGGGGCUACGUUGGUGCCGCCUUACGAUCAUCCGGAUAUUAUUCUGGGACAGGGGACUCAGGCGUUGGAAUUGGAGGAACAAGCUGAAGGCUUGAUUUCCGAAAAUGCUUCUUUGGGGAUUCCGGGGAAGAAGGGCUUGGAUGCUGUGAUAGCGCCGAUUGGAGGUGGAGGUAUGCUGAGUGGGAUCUGUACUGCGAUGCAUGGCACUGGGAUCAAAGUUUUUGGCGCCGAGCCCAACUUUGAAGGUGCGAAUGAUGCUGAACUCGGGCUUAGACAGGGUGAACGGAUCACCAAGGUGAAGACGUUGACGAUCGCUGAUGGUUUAAGAACACCCGUCGGAGAGAUUCCGUGGAGUAUAAUCACCGACAAGAAGAAGCUGGUUGGCGUUUACAGCGUGACGGAAGAGCAGAUCAAAGCUGCGCUGAGACUCGCUAUGGAACGAGCAAAGUUGUUCAUAGAGCCGAGUUCUGCCGUGCCGCUGGCGGUGAUACUGUACAACGAAGAGUUCAGGCGUCUGGUUGAGAAGGAAGCUGGAUCGGAGGGUUGGAACAUAGGGGUUGUUCUCAGUGGAGGGAAUACCACGGUGGAGGCGAUUGCGAAGCUCUUCGCAGCGCCAAGCAAGGUGGAAGAAAGGGCCGAGGCGAAAGUGGGCGCCAAUGGAGAGAGAGUCGCCGAGAAUGUAGCUGGUUGA